UGUAAAAAAACUAAGGCGAAUUCCGCUUCUGGAAUGGCGGUGCACGACGAUUGUAAACUCAAAUUUCUGGAGCUGAAGGCAAAGAGGACCUUCCGGUUCAUCAUUUUCAAUAUCGAUGAGACAAAUCAACAAGUGACCGUGGAGAAGCUAGGCCAACCGGACGAGAGUUAUGAGAACUUCACUUCAUCCUUGCCGGCUAAUGAAUGUCGUUAUGCGGUCUUUGAUUUCGAUUUUACUACGGAUGAGAACUGUCAAAAGAGCAAGAUCUUUUUUAUAUCUUGGGCACCCGAUACCUCGAGGGUGAGAAGCAAGAUGUUAUAUGCCAGCUCAAAAGAUAGGUUCAAGAGGGAACUUGACGGGAUCCAAGUGGAGCUCCAAGCAACUGAUCCAAGCGAAAUGAGUUUCGACAUCAUCAAAAGCCGAGCGAUAUAA
Molecule: messenger RNA, 432 nt
Organism: Zingiber officinale
Lineage: Eukaryota; Viridiplantae; Streptophyta; Magnoliopsida; Zingiberales; Zingiberaceae
Product: actin-depolymerizing factor 1-like
Exons: 2
Coding region: 34-432 (132 amino acids)
Biological process (GO): actin filament depolymerization
Cellular component (GO): cytoplasm; actin cytoskeleton
Molecular function (GO): actin filament binding
Source: RefSeq, a predicted model, not a curated record